Messenger RNA from Grammomys surdaster, 1573 nucleotides. RefSeq names its product magnesium-dependent phosphatase 1. NCBI's taxonomy places the organism in Eukaryota, Metazoa, Chordata, Mammalia, Rodentia, Muridae. The coding region runs from base 74 to 568 and encodes 164 amino acids. The transcript has 6 exons. The record is from RefSeq and is a predicted model, not a curated record. Gene Ontology annotation, molecular function: acid phosphatase activity.
UGGGCACGCCGCCUACUUUGCCACCGUACAGUUGGGGUGCGCUCAGCGCCAAGUUUGGGUUUGCAGGUGGAUCAUGACGCGGCUGCCAAAGCUUGCGGUUUUUGAUCUGGAUUACACGCUCUGGCCUUUCUGGGUUGAUACACACGUAGAUCCCCCAUUCCACAAGAGCAGCGAUGGAACUGUACGAGAUAGUCGGGGCCAGAACAUCCGAUUGUACCCGGAGGUGCCCGAAGUAUUGGAAAGGUUGCAGAGCCUUGGAGUGCCGGUCGCUGCUGCUUCACGGACAAGUGAGAUAGCAGGGGCCAACCAACUCCUGGAGCUCUUUGACCUUGGCAAAUACUUUAUUCAUCGAGAAAUCUAUCCAGGCAGCAAAGUCACACACUUUGAAAGGUUGCACCACCAAACCGGAGUUCCUUUCUCUCAGAUGGUCUUCUUUGAUGAUGAGAAUCGGAAUAUCAUAGAUGUUGGCAAACUUGGCGUUACCUGCAUUCACAUCCGGGAUGGAAUGAGUCUUCAAAUGUUAACUCAAGGAUUAGAGACAUUUGCAAAGGCCCAAGCAGGACUCUGAGGUCCAACCCUGUGGAUAAGCCUCAUCUACAGUGUAAAACUGAAAAGAAAUCAAGAAAGCCUUGUCAGGAGCACUUGUAAUGGAUUAAAGUGUCCAUGUGUGACGUUCAGGGUUUUACCACAGUAUGGUCUAUUUCCGUUUUUCUUUUUUCAAAAAUAUUUCAAAAAAAAAUUUUUUUAAAGAUCUAUUUAUGUAUAUGACACUGUCAUUGUCUUCAAACACACCAGAAGAGGGCAAUGGAUCCCAUUACAGAUGGUUGUAAGCCACCAUGUGGUUGCUGGGAACCGCUGAGCCAUCUCUCCAGUCCCUGUUUCUGUUUUUCUAACAUGUAAACUGGAGUUGUGUCCAGAUUAGAAUACAAAAGAUUAGAGUGCAUCAGGUUGUUCCCUUACGUUGGAAGCCAUCCAGAGACCUCCUCCAACUAUCUCAAAUAAUGGGGUGCCAUAACGCUGCAUAUUUCCUUUAGGGACUAAAAGCUAAUAAUGUUUGGGAAUAAGGUUGGGGCUGGCCUUUUUUGGUAGUAGGGAGUAAUGCAGGAGUAAGCGGGUUGGCCGAGGCUUUGUCCCUUCAAGGUUUUAAUUGCGCCUAUUGAUGAUGUCACGGCUAUGUUCUGGAGAGAUUGGCCAGGCAGUUCUCAGAAUGAUGAUAGUCUCGAAGGAAGGCAGGCAAGCAGAGGGGUGACCCUGGGAGACAAUGGGCUGCCUGGGAGGUGCUGGCCAGAGGGAAUGGGAACACCACCAAGUCAGGAAGAGGCCCAGGAGACAGGCUGACCCGAAACCGGUUGACCAAGCCUGACACUCUGUUGCCAGAAGGCCAACCUUGUCCAUCAGCCUUGACCCAGCCUGCCGUGAGUAGGACUGAGUCAGGGAUGUGAAUGAAAGAUGGUAUGGCAAUUGUUAACUCCUGUGGCACAGGCUGGAGGGGAUUGGUUUCCAGGUGCCUGCAUCUAGUCUUUUCUAAAAUUUUGUUGCUUACUUGGUUUGAAUAAAAGAGGUCUAAAGUGAA